Messenger RNA from Paramormyrops kingsleyae, 3095 nucleotides. Lineage: Eukaryota; Metazoa; Chordata; Actinopteri; Osteoglossiformes; Mormyridae. The record is from RefSeq and is a predicted model, not a curated record.
GAAUCUCCGCCGAGCGCCACGGCGCAGUUUAAGUUGAGAAGUUCAUCGGGGAAAGCAGUAAUCUCCCUUUCAUUUUGUCCUUACACGAUUGUGGUCUUAUUCGUAAUAGACAUUGUCAACCAAUUGUCAACAGUACAUUGUAUCACUUGGCGUGUUUAGGUGUUUUUUCAAAGCCACAGAGGACAUUUUUUUUCAGCAUGUUUAACCAAUAUGUUUGGAUUUUGGACAACAGAUAGAACAAACCAAUGCUGUGUGGAAUAAUGGAGAGACACGGCCCCGAAGGAAAUCCGACUGAAUCAGCGCACGCUCCACUUCCUCUUCAUGUAGAUCUGCCCUCCGUGUGCAAAGUCAUCAUUGAGCUGAAGAGUCUAGGAGAGACCACAGAGAACGGGAUGGGAGCGACGGCCGCGGAUGAGGGCCGUCCGUGCGAGGAGCGCAUGGGCUGGGCCGCUGUGUCCGCCCCCACCAAGCUGUGCGGCUACUUGCACAAACUCGGGGGGCCCCUGCGGAGCUGGAAGUGCCGCUGGUUCACGUAUGAGGAGGGGAAGUGCCAGCUAUUCUACUACAGGACCCCCCAGGAUGCCAACCCGCUGGGCCACGUGGAACUAGCCCGGGCCACCUUCGGCUACCCUCUCCGAGGGGACGAGGGCACUUUCCACGUCCAGACUCCGGAACGCACCUUUGUCCUCAAGGCACUGAACCGGCAGACCAUGAUGUACUGGCUGCAGCAGCUGCAGCUGAAGCGCUGGCAGCACAGGUCGCGGACGUCUGCGGGGUCUGCGCAGCUCUGCGGGGAGACGGAGGCGGACGACUGGAGGGCGACUCGCGGUGGCGGCGCAGAUGGCGACUUCCUGCCCACAGUGAAGACCCCCACGGGGCUGGUGGGUGAGGCAGCAGCGGGAUUGCCAGCCCCAAAGCAACGCGCCAUGUUCAGCAACGUUUCUUUCAAACACCCCCUGACGGAGAUCCAGAACUCCGUACACAGCCUGCGCCUGACCGCCUUCCGCCUGGGGGAGCUCCCAGAAGCUCCAUCUCCCGCCACUGAGCCGAAGAGUCUCUGCCCGCCACCAGGUGACACUGUGUCCCCGAAGCUGCCAGAGCCACCAGGGGAAAGGUGGCAGGAGGAUCGGAGGUCGUCUUGUCUGUCUCUGUCCCCAUCCAUGUCCCUCCGGAGCAGGAGGAAGAAAAAGAGGGCCAUGUCAUCCACCAUGCCCACGGACCUGAGGGACGUCACCAGCUCAGACAAGACCUUGGUGCUCUCGCUGGCCGAAGAGGUCAAGUCACAGAAGGAGCUGGUGUGGCUGCUGCACAAGGCACUGGAGGCGGCCCAACAGGAGAAGCGCUCCUGCGCCCAGUUCCUGUCGGCGGAUGGCGAGCAGGAGCGCCUGGAGCUGCUGAGGCACCGUGAGCGUCACGCCGCGGACCUGGGCACCAGGCUGGAGGCGCUGCGCAGCCAACGGGAGGCGCUGCAGCAGCGACUGAUGCAGCGCGACGGCCACGUGGCAGAGCUGCAGGAGCAGGUGCGGCUGAUGAUGGAGAAAGACCAAGCCAAGCAGGAGGUCAUCCUCAGGCUGAGUGAGCAGCUGGCCGCCUCCUCCAACGAAGCCCAGAAGAUGGCAUCAGUCAGCAGCAAGAGGGCAGAGACCACGCAGGAGGAGAUCGACAACCUCAAGGACGACAUAGAGGCCUACAAGCUACAGAACCAGUUUCUGAACUCAGAGAUUUAUCAACUGACCAAGCUGUGGAGGAACAGCUCUGAGCAGGAGAAGAGCCUCAUGGUGAAGUGCGCUCAUCUGGAGGCCCGCAGCUGCCAGAUGGAGAGCCGCUACCUGGGCGUGCUGCGCAAGUUGCAGGAGUGCAAGGGCCUGGAGGCUGGGGAGCGGGAGGCGGUGCGCCACCUGGUGGAGGAAGCGCUACAGCGGGAGGCGAAGGACCCCCUCAGUCUGGACCCAGUCAGGGAAUACGAUGAAUAUGGCUUCAAGAUUGUCCCAGACUAUGAGGUGGAGGAUGUGAAGUUGCUAGCCAGGAUUCAGGCCCUGGAGAUCCGAUCCAACAACCUGCUGCAGCAGGAGGCAGAGGACCGGCCCCUGGACAGCCGGUGGGCGCAGUACCUGGGGGGGCGGCUCUCGGGCGAGCUGGCCAUCACGCCGGAACUGAAGACGCUGAUGCGGAGUGGCGUUCCCGUGGCACUGCGUCCGCGCGUAUGGCGCUGGGUGGUGGGGUUGCGCACACGCUCGCUCCGGGAGCGCCACCCAGACAGGUACCGUGAGCUGUGUGGGCGGGGCCAAAGCUCCGAGCAUGCGGCCGCCCGCCAGAUCCAACUGGACCUGCACCGCACCCUCUCCAGUAACUGGCACUUCUCCUCACCCACGAGCCCCACCCUGAAGCAGCUGCACCGCAUCCUGCUGGCCUUCUCCUGGCAAAACCCCACCAUCGGCUACUGCCAGGGUCUCAACAGACUGGCUGCCAUUGCCCUGCUGGUGCUGGAGAACGAGGAAGACGCCUUCUGGUGCCUGGUGGCCAUAGUGGAAGCCAUCAUGCCACAGGACUAUUACAGCAAAACCCUCAUCGCCUCGCAGGCUGACCAGCGGGUGCUGAAGGACUUCAUGGCGGAGAAGAUGCCCCGACUGAUGGCUCACCUCGAGGAGCACAAUGCGGACGUCUCCCUCGUCACCUUCAACUGGUUCCUGGUGCUGUUCGUGGAGAGUCUGACCAGCGACAUCCUGCUGCGAGUGUGGGAUGCCGUCCUGUACGAGGGCAGCAAGGUGGGGCGUGCAGUUUGGUCUCAGACAAACCCCUCCCCCCUGUUCCUGUGACCAGCUCUAAAUGAUUUUACAUUAACCAUAAAUCUCCUUUCCUCUUUCUAUAACUUUGUCUACUGCUGUGUUUCUAUUUUCAUGAAAAGGCGUCAGAGUUCCUUUAAUUUUAUGUCACUAAACUUGGCCUCACUUGUUACUGUCAGGGACGGCCCAAGGCAUGAGCAAACUAAGCGGCUGCGUAGGACCCAGUGGCCAGUAGGGGGUGCCCCAAUCUGAUCAGCCUGUCAGAAUAAGAUGACAAAUGACGACUAGAGCUUAGAUCGGGCCCAAAAAAUU